UAUAGUAAUAUGAACUUUUUACCUUUUAAAUAAUAUAUCAUUAUCUGCAGAGUUAAAUGCAUGGAUCAGUGUUUUAAUAAAGUACAUGUAAACUCAGUGUGAUAAUAAAGUUGGUUAAUAAAUAAAAAUGAAGAAAUAAAAUGAAAUAGUGAUAAAGGGAUAAAAUUACAUAGGUUUUGUGCUAAUUUUUAGUGGCUAAAUCAUGUAAUAAAAUCCUCUUUUGUAAAACAUUAAGGAAGCAGUUGAAUUAGAGUCAUGGAUUACGGAUAAUAUUUAUAGCGAAGGAAAAUAAAUCGGACACUGCUACAUGAAAUCCUUGCAUUCCUUUAAGAUAUACUGAUUCUGGUAAUAUUUUUAAAUUUGUGAAAUUGUACUUGUUUGGAGUAUCCAUAAGUGAAUAUCUGAAUAUUCAAAGACAAUCGAUCCUUAGAUUUGUGAAAUCAUACUAAUUUCGGAGUACCUGUGGGUAAAUAUCUGAAAAAUUCGGAGAUUAUUUAGAAAGGUAUGAGAUUGGAUGACAUAUUAGAGGAGAUAGGGGGAUUUGGACGGUAUCAGAAAUGGAUUUUCUUUUUAACUUGUAUCCCAAACUUCUUUGCUGGAUUUUACAUGCUGAACCCUGUGUUCCUCCUUGGUGUUCCUGACCACAGAUGUUCGAUUCCUGGUUAUGAUAAUGAUACAUAUAAGCCUCAAAAUGACGAACAUAGAGCGUUGAUAGAAAGAUAUAUCCCGAUGUCAUCAGAGGAACCGUCCGAAUAUGACAGUUGUGAAGUGUACAAAUAUAUCGCCGAAAAUGUCAGUGCAAGUUUUAAACGGGCUCGCUUUAUACAGGACAAUAGCACUGAUGAAAGGACAACAGAAAAGUGUAACAGUUGGGUGUAUGAUAAAGAAGUAUAUGACAACACAUUUGCUUCUCAGGUAAAUUUGGUAUGCGAUAAAGAAAUAUGGGUGGCUAAUGCAGAGAUGAUAUUUUAUGGAGGAAUGCUUGUUGGUUCAUUUGCUAGUGGAAUCAUCGCAGAUAUUGUCGGACGUAAGCCAGUGAUGUAUGUUGCCAUUUUGGUAAUGAUUGCCUCCGCAAAUGGGCUUGCCUGGGCACAUGAAUACUGGCUUUUUUGCAUCAUUGAAUUUUUUCUUGGCGGCUCUAUAGUGGCUUGCUUUAUGCCAGCGUAUAUCAUAUCUUUAGAGAUAACAAGCGUCAAAAAGAGGGUGUGGCCAGGCGUGAUAUCGGAACUUCCGUAUGUACUUGGACUAGUGGUUCUGGCAGCAGUUGCGUAUGGUUUGCGAGACUGGUUUCAAAUUCAACUUUAUACCUCAUUACCAGCAGUGUUGUUUGUAUUUUAUUGGUGGCUUAUGCCAGAGUCUCCGAGGUGGUUGCUCAGCAAGGGUCGGGUCAAAGAAGCAGAACAAAUUCUAAGAAAUGCUGCUCGAUGGAACAAAACCACACUGCCCAAUGAUAUAUUUGGAGAAAUGAUAGAGGAUGAUGUUGAUAAGGAGUCCAGUUUCUGGAAGCUGUUUUCAUCAAAGACACUCUGUAUCAGAUCAAAUGUUAUAUUUCUAAACUGGUUGGUAGUUGCUCUGGUAUACUUCGGACUGGCUCUUAACUCGGAGAAUCUGAACGGAAAUUUGUAUCUCAAUUUUGGUUUAUCUGGGUUAGUUGAGAUUCCAGGCUAUCUACUGGUAGUAUAUCUAGUUGAUCGUGUCGGUCGCAGGAAAUUGUAUUGUUCUUUUAUGAUCAUCGGAGGGGUGUCAUGCCUGUCAACAAUCUUUGCUAUUGAGUAUGAACCGGAAGGGUCAGAUGUUAUCACAAUAGCUUUGGCUAUGUUUGGAAGACUAUGUGUGACAGGAGCGUACUCUGUGGUCUAUGUUCACAGUGCCGAGUUAUUUCCUACUGUUGUACGUAAUGCUGGAUUAGGGAUAGGGUCACUAUUUGCAAGGCUUGGAACAAUGGUUGCCCCAUAUAUUGUUACUGUAAGUGAGUCACUGAGUGGAACAACACGAGAGAUACUACCUUUGGUGGUGUUUGGUGGAAUGUCUCUUCUAUCUGGGCUUAUAUCGUUAACAUUACCAGAAACUUUAAAUAAAAAUCUUCCUGAAACUAUACGAGAUGCAGAAAGAUUUGGCAGAUCUGGAGCUUUUUAUUUUGGUCGGAGUCUGCGGCGACAUCAGGAAGAUUAUGAGAAAAGUUCAAAGGACCAGACUGACACAGAGCAUGAACUUUUACUUUCUACAGAGAAAUCUUCAUACUCCUGACAAGAUAGUCAAUUAUAGCAUGAAUUGUUAUACACUUGUACAAAUUUAAGGUAUAAGCACCCUAAUGUAUUACCUCCGCUUUGAAGAGUCUUCAAAUAGGCUAGAACUACUGUUAACUACAUUGAAAAUGAGGGCCAUGGGUUCAAUCCCCAGAAGAGUCAACUUUUUUUUUCUUUCUUUUUUUCUUUUAACAUUAUUAAUGUAUCUCUCAUGUCCCAUUUGGAAAGAAAAAAGUGUUUAAUUUUGAUUUUUAUGCCCCCACAGAGUGGAAGCAUAUAGCGUUGCACUUGUCCGUCCGAGUGUCCGGACGUCCGUCGGCCUGUACGUUUCGAAAUCUUGUGAACGCAACUCCUCUUAAACCGGAUGGCAGAUUUUGCUUAAACUUUCAGGGAUGAACAACCUUAAUGUGUAGAUGGUAGUAAAGGAAUGAAUUUUUGCUGCGACCAAAUUUAACAGAAUUAUGGCCCU
Messenger RNA from Ruditapes philippinarum (Manila clam), 2715 nucleotides. Its product is annotated as organic cation transporter protein-like. Bases 505 to 2247 code for a protein of 580 amino acids. Gene Ontology annotation, biological process: transmembrane transport. The record is from RefSeq and is a predicted model, not a curated record. The transcript has 11 exons. Gene Ontology annotation, molecular function: transmembrane transporter activity. Lineage: Eukaryota; Metazoa; Mollusca; Bivalvia; Venerida; Veneridae. Gene Ontology annotation, cellular component: membrane.